AUGUCCACAAUGAAUCCCGAAUAGUAGGUGUAGAUUGUGCUAUCUUCGCAGUUUCCCUCUGGCAGGGUUUCGAGUUUAACCACGGAUGAUUCUACGUGUCAUUUGGAAUUUUUCUCUUACGGAACGUAUUUCUGCUCUGUUUUGUCCACAGUGAUUACUUGUUCAAGCUUCUACUUAUCGGAGACUCCGGUGUCGGAAAAUCAUGCUUGUUACUCCGGUUCGCGGUUGGUAUUCGCAUUUUCAUGUUCUUUUUACUAGACGUAUUGCCUAAUAUGUUGGAUUUCGAUCGUCAUCAGUAUCUCGCCGGCCACCGGUGCUGCUUUUUAGCCGAAUCGAUGUUAACCUCUCUUAUUUAACCCACCUCAACAGGAUGACACUUACACGGAAAGCUACAUCAGUACAAUUGGGGUCGACUUCGUAAGUUUUAUGAGCCAAUGUUUAGCUGUUAUUUUAUCGAUUAACUACAGCUAGCCACCGCGGAUGGCUUAAGAUGGAUACGUAAUGAUUCAUUUUGCUUUCAUUGUUUUAUUUUUGUCCACAUUUAGAAAAUACGAACCAUAGAAUUGGACGGCAAGACGAUAAAGCUGCAAAUUGUAAGUACACACCAAAUUUUACUUGCUCUGCAUUAGAUUUAUUAACUUUGAAAUAAAUACGAAUUUUGAACACAUCGAUUGGCUAGAGAAUCGCGAAAGUGUGGCCAUUACGUCGUUCAAAACGCAGUGUACUUUGAUCAAGAGUUAAUGGCGAUAUUUUCAUACAGCUAAAUUGAAUAUGAUUGGAUUUGUUUCUGUAGUGGGAUACGGCGGGCCAAGAGAGAUUCCGAACCAUCACAUCUAGCUACUACCGGGGAGCUCACGGGAUUAUAGUCGUUUAUGAUGUUACAGACCAGGUAGGUUGACAAAUGUAUUGCUCUUAAUGACUUUCUAAAGUUGAACAAUGUACACUUGACUUAUUGUUUCUUGUCUGUAAGAUCUAACAUAUUGUUCGGAGGUAUUGAACUUUGGUUUGUACGGGAUUUGCAGCCGCAAAUAUGUACACAUUCACGAAAAGUUACGGCAAAAUGUCGUUGGCGUUUACACUUGCUGAGUCAUUUUAUCAAAAUGCCAAGUUUCUGCAAUAUUCCUGUGAACUGCAGUAUAGCAUGGUAUUUGGAUUUAGAAAAGGGACAUUUGCCUACUCAGUUUACCAAGUCCUUUCGGUAGUAAAACAUAAUAAAGCUUCUGGCCAUCAGCUGUUUAAAACCAAAGAAAAGUUAUUUUGAAAAUGUAAAUAGCUUUCCAGUGGUUUGUGGUUCUCAAUGAAUUUUAUAAUUAGCUUUGUCUGCAGCUUUUAAUCUAAUUCCUUUUAUUGUCAGACCACUUUGUUUGCAAACAUUUUUUGGUUUGAAUCAACUUACACAUCUGUUAGAAGGAACACCAAUACUUGUGCAAUAAUUUCAGUAACUGAAAAAGACCAACCAUUUGAUUUCUAGAUGGGAAUUUGUUAGUUUUUUUGGGGCAUCAUCUUCUUGGAUGGGCAGAAUUGAUGCAAAUAACUAUGGUAACAUCCAACUCAAAUGUCAAAUGACUUUUGAAAACCUGUAACUAAGACGCAUCAAUAAUUUGAAACUUCAGUUGUUACUUAAAGUUUUUACAGACCAACAUUUGAGAACAACCUUGCACCAAGCAUCAGCAUCAGCCCUUUGUCUGCUUGAAACAUCAGCUAUAGGAUUUUUGUUUAUUGUGGCCAAUUUACAUUAUCAACUCAAUUAAUAAAUAAAAGCAAACUAUCUCUGGACUAUCAGGUGUUUAGAAGAGCAUUCAAAUCCACACUGGUCUGAAAUGUUGAUUAUGAGAGGAAACAUGAAAAAUGUGUGGAAAGAUCAAAAUAAAACUGAAAAAACUAGAACAAUAAGGUGUAUUGCUUUCGAGAGAGUCACCUUUGUUAGGCAACAGAAGCUUGCAGUUGAUAAAUUUGUGUGGGCGGAAAGUUUUUCAUAAUUAUUCGACACAAGAGUCUUGAUACAUGCUUUGUCAUUUCUGACAUGUUUACCUACCCAUGAAAACCGUUAAACUUUGAUAAGGUCAAAAGAUCUAUAUGGCAUGAAGACCUUUAAAGAGUCUUUAAAGAGUAGUGUAGUCUUUAAAGAUUAGUGUUCUCAUUACUACUCAAGGCUAUUGUUUAUUGUGAUUGAUUUAUCUGUUUGCUUUCUGUAUGAAUUUUUGAUAUUUUGUCUUGUCGUAUUGCAGGAGUCCUUUAACAAUGUCAAGCAAUGGCUACAAGAAAUUGACCGAUAUGCUUGUGAAAAUGUAAAUAAACUACUCGUUGGGAACAAGUGUGAUCUCACAACAAAGAAAGUAGUGGACUACACAACUGCAAAGGUAUCAUUGUAAAAUUCUGAAAAGUCUAACUAUAGGCAAAGAGGAAGUUCCCCCUUAAGUCAAUUUAGAAUGCUGCUUCUUUUGCAUGCUCCCCUCCUGCAUUGCUCUUUCAAGUUUUAAUAUAACGUUCAGACCAGUGGCUAUCAGGUUAUUGUCAAUAUAAGAGACUCUGGUUCUACCUCUAUUUGUUGCUUCCUUGGUUUUCAGGACUAAAACUGUUGCUUAAACAGUGACACUAAAAGUGCGGUGAGAAGAGUUGUUAAGAUAGCAGAUUCUUUAUUAUUCUGGAUAAGCAUUGUAUUUUGUAUUGAAGUUUCCAAAAGUCUAUGACUGUUGGUUACCCUUCAAUAUUUCAGCUUGUUUUCCUCGCUAAAAAAAGUCUCUUGGAUCAGAGGAGUCUUGUCAAAACUGUUGCAAUCAUAUAGAGAUGAAGGCAGAGGUUGACUCGUGUGAACAUAGCAGUAGUCAAUGUGUUAGUUUCAAUGUCUUUAGCUUUGAGGAGGGAAGUCUGAAUGCUUUUGACAAAUUUUUAGAAAAACAAGCUUUCCUAUACACUAAGAGAGAAUGUAGACAGUGGGUUGUUGAUGUAAAUUGUGUCUGUUCCUUUUUACUCUACAGGAAUAUGCAGACUCGCUUGCGAUUCCUUUCUUGGAAACAAGUGCAAAGAAUGCAACAAAUGUUGAGCAAGCCUUUAUGACAAUGGCUGCAGAAAUAAAGAAUCGAAUGGGCCCAGCACCAGCUCAACCUGGAACUAGUAAUGUCAAAAUCAAUUCUAGUACACCAGUCAAGUCCAGUGGUGGAGGAUGUUGUUAGUAAAUAGUCACAAAAACAAAAAAAAACAUUGGAUGCAAACCACUUGGUUUGAGUUACUUAAUACUUCUGAAAAAUAAUGAUAAGAACCUCUCCCAUUUUAUACAUCUUUUCAGCUUUCAAAUUACGCAGACUUUUCGUCAUGGGAAAGGGUCUAUAAGUGGGAGUCCAGAUGAUUAAAAUGUUGAUGGUCACUGCAAUCUUACAUCAUGACAUUAUGGUGCAGCAUAUAUUAGAUGCAAAAUUUCAGAUUGUCUUUUUUUCUUUCUAUUAUUGCUUCAAUUUAAUAAUCCUUUUGGUUUUGUUUUUUUUUGUUUUUUGUUUUUUUGAAACUCCGAUGUAGUUUUGGAUUUACUAAAGAGCAAACUGGUACCAAAGCAUUGUAUGUUAAUUGAUAACACUGGUUAGGUGUGUACAAUAGAAUUUGCUGUAUCACAAAUAAAAAAUAAAGUAUUGUUGAAUUUAUAGAGUGUUGAUUUAGGUCACACUUGUUUAAGAAGACUUUUGCAAAAUAUAAUUCAACUUUAUUUAUAUGAAUAUCUUGAAUUCCCAGAGCAUCCAUCAUGAUCAUUAACAGUCUGCAGUAAGAGUCUUGGUAGAUUUUUUUGUGUAUUGAAGAAUUGUUUCUGUAAGGGUAGGAUGCAUAGUUUUAUAAGGAGUUUGGUACUAUUAAAAGAAAAAUUCAUUCAAAUCAUUUUGUAAUUUGUGAAACAUGCUAUCUUAUGCAAAGUUCCUACAUACUUAAAGUAGAAUUUUAUCCUUGGUAGCUAGUUAUGUGUUUUACAAUCAUUUACGUUACCAAAACCACAAGUUGAGUUCCACUAAAUUGAAUAUGUAUUAUCAAUUUGGAUGUUGGGUUUGCACCAGUGAUGAAAGGUAAUCAUUUUGAAAUCAAUUUUGAGUACGUUCAUGGUAAAACUAGCCAGUAAAAUAGUCAACAAAGUUACACGGAAACUCAGGAAUAUUGUGUCUAUUAAAAGUUCCAGCUUGGCAUAGUGUACAAGAAAACUAAGGUCUGAUCAGUUUAUCCUUUUUUUAAGAUUCUGUGAUGCUUUUGCCAUUGAAUUCCUUGGAGAUUUAAAAGUAAAUAAUCAUCAAGGAACUGGUCUGAAAUGACAGCUAAAGAAACAGAAAUUGACAGAAUGGAUUUUUCGUUUGGGAGACCAAAGUUAUCAAUUGUGCAUCUGAUAACUAAGUUACAAACCUAAUGAAAGGACAUUCAUGGAAUGUGAUAAUUCAACUUAGAAAUUCUCAUUUUGUGUGUUCAUGAAAAACUUUCCUGCCUGGAAAUAACUUUUAAAUCCUUGUGUAUCUUUCUGGGAAUGACCUUUCUGGCUAGGAUUCACCUUGAGAGUGUGCUGAGUGAAAGUUGCAGUUCCCAAAUGUAAUUACUAACAAGCAUAAGAUUAAUGUUGUUUUGUUGUAAUUAGAGAUAUCUGAUCAAAUAAAAAUGUGAGUAUAAAAAGCCUACC
This is a messenger RNA of Pocillopora meandrina, 4642 nucleotides long. Lineage: Eukaryota; Metazoa; Cnidaria; Anthozoa; Scleractinia; Pocilloporidae. The record is from the annotation of a GenBank genome assembly.